This is a messenger RNA of Recurvomyces mirabilis, 1173 nucleotides long. RefSeq lists its product as uncharacterized. The transcript has a single exon. The record is from RefSeq and is a predicted model, not a curated record. Lineage: Eukaryota; Fungi; Ascomycota; Dothideomycetes; Mycosphaerellales; Teratosphaeriaceae. Bases 1 to 1173 code for a protein of 390 amino acids. Gene Ontology annotation, molecular function: oxidoreductase activity; FAD binding.
AUGGCAACAACCCACAUCCCCUCAAACGUGGACGUAGCAAUAGUGGGUGGUGGCCCUGCCGGCCUAACAACGGCCAUCACCCUCCUCCAGUCCGGAGUAAAGACCAUCGUCCUCGAUGCUGCUCCCGCCCCGAACCCAGCCUCUCGCGCUACGGUCAUCCACUCUCGCACGUUAGAAGUCAUGGAAGAUCUCAGCCUGGUCGACGAGAUCCAGGCGGCAGGGAAGCAAGCCGAUCAAUGGUUCAUCAGGUCUGGGAACUCGGUCCUGGCCAAUUUGAGUUUCAAGGAAGUGCCGGGAAAGUAUAAUUACUUCGUUACGAUUCCGCAGGUCAAGACCGAGGAGUUGUUGCAGGCGCGAGUGGAGGCACUAGGUGGGAGCGUGUUCAGAGGGGCGAAGGUUGCAGAUGUGGUCGACUCUGGUGACAAAGUGAAGUUAGAAGUUGGGCUGCAAGAUACGAAGGCGACGAUCGAGGCGGCUUACGUCGUGGCGGCGGACGGGCUGCAUAGUACCAUCCGCGAAGCCCUUGGGAUCGAAUUCAAGGGCGGCGAGUACAAGGAGUCGUUUGUGACGGCGGACAUGCAUCUCUCCUCUCUUGGAGGCCUCAACGAAGCGUUGCACCUCUACCUUCAUACUUCGGGCUUCGUACUCCUAAUCCCAGAACCGAACGAUAUCUGGCGGAUCGUGGCUACAGUCGCCGAAGCUCCGAAAGUGCAAGAUGCGGCUUUCUACCAGAAAUUGGUGGAUGAGAGAACGAUUCCGGGCAUCGAGGUGAAGGAUUUAACGUGGUAUAGUCGCUUCCAUAUCCAUCAUCGACUUGCUGCUGGAUACCGCAAGGGUCGUGUCUUCUUAGCAGGAGACGCCGCACAUGUGCACUCUCCGGCUGGUGGGCAGGGCAUGAAUACUGGAAUCCAGGAUGGCUAUCGACUUGGUCAGAUCUUGUCGGAGGCCAUUCGAGAUGGCAAGACGGAUCCGGCAUCUCUCGAUCGAUAUCACAAGGAACGCAGGCCUGAGGCACAGGGAGUGGUGAAGAUGACGCAUAACAUCACGUCCAGUGCCGCGAUCACCUCGCCCAUUCUGGCGUUUGUGAGGAACUGGAUGAUCUGGCUAUUGAUGAAUUUUGCUUUUGCGAGGCAGUAUUUGACUGUGAGGUUGGCGGAGUUGGAGCACUUCUAG